Molecule: messenger RNA, 974 nt
Organism: Baudoinia panamericana UAMH 10762
Lineage: Eukaryota; Fungi; Ascomycota; Dothideomycetes; Mycosphaerellales; Teratosphaeriaceae
Exons: 2
Coding region: 199-969 (256 amino acids)
Biological process (GO): ubiquitin-dependent protein catabolic process
Cellular component (GO): nucleus; proteasome core complex, alpha-subunit complex; proteasome core complex
Source: RefSeq, a predicted model, not a curated record
GUUGGAGAUCGCUCGCGUGAGGCUGGCCAUCGGCGUCGGCAUUACCAUCCGCGGAACGCCGCUAGAGCGACGGCGCAUCCCGCUGUCGCAUGAGCAUGAGCUUGGCUUAGGCCAGGCAAGCUCCGCGAUGCGCGUCCAUCACCAAAAGAGCUUCCCAUACCACCAAUACACACCAUAUACCAAGGAUUGUGAGGCAAGAUGUUCCGCAACAACUACGAUAACGACUCCGUCACCUUCUCCCCUCAAGGUCGCAUCUUUCAAGUCGAAUACGCACAAGAAGCCGUCAAACAGGGCUCCGUAGUCGUGGGAAUAGUGAGCAAGACUCAUGCCGUCCUUACAGCGCUAAAGCGCCAAGCAGAAGAGCUCUCGUCCUACCAAGAAAAGAUCCUCCCUAUCGAUUCCCAUUACGGCCUCGCCCUCGCCGGUCUCGCCUCCGACGCCCGUGUCCUCUCCAACUUCAUGAAGCAGCAAUCCCUCGCCUCGCGCCUGACGUACGACCGUCCCAUCCUACUGUCAGACAUCACCUCGCGCAUUGGCGAUCGCGCGCAGACGAACACGCAACAAUACGGCAAACGACCUUACGGCGUCGGACUGCUAAUCGCCGGCACGGACGCAAAGGGCACUCACCUUUUCGAGUUCCAACCCAGCGGCGUCACGAGCGAGAUGGUAGCUGAUGCCAUCGGAGCGCGGAGUCAAAUGGCCCGGACGUAUUUGGAGCGGCAUUUGGAAAGCUUUGAGCAGUGUGGCCGAGAUGAGUUGAUCAGACAUGCGCUGAGGGCGUUGAAGGAUACGUUGGGUCAGGAUCGGGAGCUGACGGUGGAAAAUGUGAGUUUAGGGGUUGGAGGGGUGGGGGAGGAUUUCCGGGUGGUUGAGGGGCAGGAAGUUGCCCCGUUUUUGGAGGGUUUGUCGGAGAAUAGGGCGGAGAGUGGUGAAGGUGCUGGUGGCGAGAGUAUGGAAGUGGAUUCGUGAGGAAG